Messenger RNA from Linum tenue, 439 nucleotides. The record is from the annotation of a GenBank genome assembly. Lineage: Eukaryota; Viridiplantae; Streptophyta; Magnoliopsida; Malpighiales; Linaceae.
UUACAUAAUGGUCCUUGUUGUCCAAUAUGUGUUAUUAUUAGAACUUAACCUCAUUACAGCACAGAGGUUGUUUGGGAGAUCAAGAAAACAACUUUCUUGUUUGGAUAAGUCAGUUGCCACUAUCCAGACAAUCCAUGGAGACACAUAUAAUUGUGUGCAUUUCUACAAGCAACCGGCAUUUAAUCAUCCUUUAUUAAAGAAUCGUAAAUUUGAUUAUCAGUUGAACUCUUCUUUACACGAUUCGAAGCAAGAGCAACUGACUCAAGCUCAUUUGGGGGCGAACACUUGGACAUAUGGUUGAAUGGUAAAGGAUGUCCAAUUGGAACGGUGCCAAUUAGGAAAACUACAAAAAAAUAUUUACUUAGAGCAAAUUUAGUUGUUGCUAUUACGUCCAACCUCAAUUCGGGAGUUCAUGUAAGUAUUUAUUAUUUUAUCGCGU